Sarcophilus harrisii (Tasmanian devil) is the source of this 3018-nucleotide messenger RNA. RefSeq names its product polypeptide N-acetylgalactosaminyltransferase 10 (gene GALNT10). NCBI's taxonomy places the organism in Eukaryota, Metazoa, Chordata, Mammalia, Dasyuromorphia, Dasyuridae. Gene Ontology annotation, cellular component: Golgi apparatus. The record is from RefSeq and is a predicted model, not a curated record. The transcript is spliced from 12 exons. Bases 107 to 1933 code for a protein of 608 amino acids.
GGCCGCUUCUCCCGGCCGCUGCUGCUGCCGCCGCUGUUGCUGCUGCGGGCACCGCGGAGUUGGUGCCCGGGGCCGGGGCGUACGUGCGCCUAGGGGACCGGCCCCGAUGAAGCGGAAGGAGAAGCGGCUCCUGCAGGCUGUGGCGUUGGGGCUGGCGGCCCUCGUCUUCCUGCCCAACGUGGGGCUGUGGGCUCUCUACCGGGAGAAGCAGUUGGAGGGCGGCCCCGGGGGUGCCGAGGCGGCGGCGGCGGCCAGAGAGGGGCUCGCACAGGGACAACAAAGAAGACAAAGGAAGGACAUCUAUUUUGAAGAUGGUCAGAGGAGAAAAGACUGGCAUGAUAAAGAAGCAAUCAGGAAAGAUGCUGAGCGAAUAGGAAAUGGAGAACAAGGAAAGCCUUAUCCCAUAACAGAUGCAGAACGAGUGGACCAGGCAUACAGAGAAAAUGGAUUUAAUAUCUUUGUCAGUGAUAAAAUUGCUCUGAAUCGAUCCUUACCUGAUAUCCGGCACCCAAACUGCAACAGUAAACUGUACCUAGAAAAGCUCCCCAAUACCAGCAUUAUCAUCCCGUUCCACAACGAAGGUUGGUCCUCUCUCUUGCGCACCGUCCAUAGUGUGCUGAACCGUUCUCCACCACAGCUGGUGGCUGAGAUCGUGCUGGUGGAUGACUUCAGUGACCGAGAACAUCUGAAGAAGCGUUUGGAAGAUUACAUGGCCCAAUUUCCAAAUGUAAGAAUCCUCAGAACCAAGAAGAGGGAGGGACUCAUAAGGACUCGGAUGCUGGGGGCUUCAGUAGCCAUUGGAGAUGUCAUUACAUUUUUGGACUCACAUUGUGAGGCUAAUGUCAAUUGGCUACCACCUUUACUAGACCGUAUCGCUUCGAACCGAAAGACCAUCGUGUGCCCAAUGAUUGACGUGAUUGAUAAUGAUCACUUUGGGUAUAAGACACAGGCAGGAGAUGCUAUGCGGGGAGCAUUUGACUGGGAGAUGUAUUACAAGAGGAUUCCCAUCCCUCUGGAAUUGCAGAAAUCUGAUCCCAGUGAUCCAUUUGAGUCUCCUGUAAUGGCUGGAGGACUAUUUGCUGUGGAUCGAAAGUGGUUCUGGGAAUUGGGAGGGUACGAUCCUGGCCUGGAGAUCUGGGGUGGAGAACAGUAUGAAAUCUCCUUUAAGGUGUGGAUGUGUGGAGGCCGAAUGGAGGACAUUCCCUGCUCCAGAGUAGGUCACAUCUACAGGAAAUAUAUCCCCUACAAGAUCCCUACAGGAGUCAGCUUGGCCCGGAAUCUGAAACGAGUGGCAGAGGUGUGGAUGGAUGAAUAUGCAGAAUACAUUUACCAACGCCUUCCAGAAUACCGCCAUCUCUCCACAGGGGAUGUCACUGCCCAAAAGGAUCUCCGAAACCACUUAAACUGCAAAAGCUUCAAGUGGUUCAUGACUGAAAUUGCCUGGGAUCUGCCUAGGUAUUAUCCUCCAGUGGAGCCUGCAGCAGCUGCCUGGGGAGAGAUCCGCAAUGUAGGAACCCAGCUGUGUAUAGGCACAAAACAUGGUGCCCCAGGUUCCCCUCUGAGAUUAGAAAGCUGCGUCAAAGGCCGAGCGGAGGCAGCAUGGAGUAAUGUGCAGGUGUUUACCUUCAGUUGGAGAGAAGAUAUCCGUCCUGGAGAUCCCCAACACACCAAGAAGUUUUGUUUCGACACUAUCUCCCAUAGCAGUCCUGUGACACUCUAUGAUUGUCAUGGCAUGAAAGGAAACCAGCUAUGGAAAUAUGUAAAUGGCAAGACUCUAUAUCAUCCUGUCAGUGGUAGCUGUAUGGACUGUACUGAGAGUGAUCACAGGGUCUUCAUGAAUACUUGCAACCCAUCGUCUCCCACACAGCAAUGGAUAUUUCAGUACACAAACUCAACUGUCCUGGAAAAAUUCAACAAGAACUCUGACCUAUAAUCAUAGCAAAUAACUAUGUGUGCCUGUGUGUGUGUGUGUGUACAUAUAUAUAUAUGUGUGUGUGUGUGUGUAUAUAUGCAUAUGUAUAUCAUGCACACACUCCCCUAAACACACAUGCACACAUAUUACAACUAUUUUUUUUAAUUGGUGAAGGAAAGAGAUUUUUUUAAAGGAAUAAUUUUUUAAAAACACAAUUAAUGUCCCAGGAAAUAUUUUCAGAGGUGGAAGAGAAGACAUGAUCUAAAGGACAAUAUUAAUUUUUACAAUGCUGUAGCACUCACUCCCUCAAUACCUCUCUCUAUUGGGAAGAUUGAGAAUAUUCAGGACUUUUAUCAGAACUGAUGUUCCCUCUAAAUCAGGCCUGAAGCCACCCAUCCCAGGAACAGAAGGCCUGACCAGCUCUGGUGCUUCUCCCCCAAAGAAUGCAGCUGAUUUGGUAGGGAGGUUGGAAAGAUGCCCCUGUGGGGUAUCAAAGUUUUCCUGGGUGAUUUCCUCAGCAUAUCUGAGUUUUUAUCUUCUUCACCUAACCCUCUGCCAAAGGAAGGUUUCAUAGAAGUUAUUUGAUCAAUAUUGGGCAAAAAUGCAGAUAAAAGGGUGGGAAAGUUCUCAAAAUCUUGGAUUGGGAAAGAUUUAAAGGGUCCACAACAGUAAAGAUUGUCAACUACAUUGGACUAUAUGUUCUACAUUAUUUUUUGAACAUUUAUGAGAUGGAUAUGGAUUCAGGAGCCCCAAAAGACCAGUAGUUUCAUUACUGUGGGUCUGACCUUUAACUUACAUAUGUUGGUCAUAAUAUAGGCUGCACCUUGGCUCUAAUCUGCUUAUCUAAAAUGGGAGCUCAAUCUCUUUAUUGAUAUCUAUUUGCCCUGCCCUUGACCUUCUGAGGCAGCCUGGAGCAAGGUUGUAAUUUGCAGUUGGUCCCUACCAGCCUUUAUUUUUUUUCUCUUUUACAUGAAUGCAGUUUUGGAAAUUUGCUCAAGGUACCUGUUUGUCAUUUUCCCUAGAAUUCUCUACAUUACAAUCCUGAUUUGCUGACCACCACCAGCCAAACAUCCAACUUUUACAGUAAAUUUAUUUUUGUAUAGUAA